GCAACCGUUGGGCAUGGGCAAAGCGCGCGAUGACGGCGAGUAGGCAUGUGUUUUUUUUUCUUGAGGAAGGCACUGGUUGUUGUCCCGUUUGUUUUCUUCAACCAUGGCGGAGCCGAAGAAGCGUCAGCGACUCACUCAACUCAACAGCACCUCUCAGACGUCCAGCCAUGACAGAAGCAAGGGACAGGAUCGAUACGUGGAUGGGUCCAUACUUCGCAUCACCAUGAAAAACUUCCUGACCUAUGACUACUCGGUGGUGAAUCCUGGACCCAAUCUGAACAUGAUUGUUGGGGCCAAUGGAACCGGCAAGUCCAGCAUCGUUUGUGCCAUCUGUCUGGGUCUGGCUGGCAAGACCGCUAUCCUGGGCAGAGGUGACAAGGCGGGGCUUUACGUCAAACGUGGAUGUCAAAAGGGAUCUAUUGAAAUUGAACUAUAUAGGGGUGGUGGAAAUGUAGUGAUUAACCGAGAGAUCCAUGCGGCGAACAACCAGUCUGCGUGGAUGCUGAAUGGGAAACACUGUAGCCAGAAAGCUGUGGAGGAGGAAGUUAAAUCUCUGCAAAUUCAAGUCAGCAACCUCUGUCAGUUUCUGCCUCAGGAAAAAGUAGGAGAGUUCGCCAAGAUGUCCAAAAUUGAGUUACUAGAAGCAACUGAGAAAUCAGUGGGACCACCAGAGAUGUACGAGUUCCACUGUGAGCUCAAGAACUUCAGAAACAAGGAACGAGAACUGGAGAACGCUGUAAAAGAAAAAGCCAGCUUCCUCGAGAAGGCCAAACAGAGGAAUGAGAGGAACAAAAUCGAUGUUAACCGUUACUAUGAAAGGAAGAGGCACCUGGACAAUGUCGAACUGCUUGAUAAGAAGAAACCGUGGGUGGAAUAUGAAACCAAUCGUAAGGAUCUUGAGCAGGUGAAAAGGGAGCGAGAUGAGGCCAGAAGGCAGCUCUUGACUCUGAGGCAGGCCCAGGCGCCCAUGAUGAGGAAGCUUCAGCAGAUUGAUGAACAGCUGAAGCCCGCUGAGGCACAAAUGAAGGCGAAGACUGCUGCCAUCAAAGAAGCCUCGAACAAGUGCAAACAGAAACAAGACCAGUUGGACCAAAAAAACAAAGAGAUUGACACUAUUAAACAGAAACUGAACCUGAAGCAAACAGAGGAGGAGGAUCACCAGAAGCGAAUCAGUAACACCAGGCGGACCAUUGAAGACUUGAAGGCUGAGCUUGCCAAAGUUGGUGAUCAACCUGACGUGACACCACAGAUCAACGCGAUCAACGUCGAGCUGAGACAAAUCCAGCAGGAGAGGGCCAAGAUUGAAGGAGAGAAGACUGACCUUCGUAGGGAGAGGGAGAACCUCUUUGCCGAGUCCCGGAUGUUGGAGAAAAAACUCAAUGACAUGAACAACAUGAUGAAUGCCAAAGAGGAGAAGCUGCGGGGAUGCCACAGAGACACACACACUGCUCUCCAGUGGCUCAGAAGAAACAGAAACUUGUUUGUUGGGAAUGUGUAUGAGCCCAUAAUGCUGAUGAUAAACGUGAAAGACCCUCGUUUUGCCAAGUAUGUAGAAAAUCACAUCCCAUUCCGUGAUCUGCGGGCGUUUGUCUUCCAGAGGAAAGACGACAUGGAAAAGUUCAUGACUGAGGUUCGUGAUGGAAUGAACUUGAAGGUGAAUUCAAUUUCUGCUCCGGAGAAAUCAUGUUCUCAGCAACAGUCGUCCCGGAAUAUCGAGUCCCUGAAACGUUUUGGGUUCUACAUCUACCUGCGUGAGAUGUUUGAUGCUCCCGAUGAGGUGAUGAGUUACCUCUGUCACCAGUACAAAGUGCAUGAUGUCCCUGUGGGCAAUGAUCAAACCAAAGCCAUGAUAAAAACGGUCAUUGAGGAGCCUUACCUCCGCGUGUUAUACACAACAGAGGAGAGAUACAUGGUGAAAAGGUCUUUUUACUCCAACAAGAUCAACACCAGUAACUCUGCAGUGUAUCCUUCUCAGUUGCUCACCAUCACCUUGGACGCUGAAGAAAAACGGAAGCUGGAGCAGCAGAUAAAGGAUUGUGAGCUGAAGUCACGAGACAUUGAUGAACAGAUGAAGGCCCUGCAGAAGGAGGCCGCCAACCUGGAUCGCCGUGACAAUGAAUUGUUGGCGGAGAAGAAGCGUCUGUCUGAACUAAAGGGCAAAAAGAGACAACUGGAGCAGAAAAUUAGUACCAGACAAGACAGUCUCAGACAGAUGGAGCAAAGUGUCAUCGAUCUGAAGAAGAUUGAACAGGAGACCAAAGAGAAAAUUGCGGCGGUCAAUUCUCUCAAGGUUAAAAUAGUCUCAGCGUUCAUGGUCCAGAUGAAGCUGAGAACUAAGCUGAGUAUGGAGAAGGUGUACCUGGCUUUGGAGACGGUGGCGCUGACAGCGGAGAAGACCAAGCAAGAGAACGACUGCAGAGCAGGUGCCUCUGAACUUAAAACCAUAGAUCAAAUGUGCAACCGUCUGGAGCAGAGGAAGGUGCAGCUGACAGAACAAUGCAAAGGCCAUUUGAGGAGAGCAAAGUCCAUCUGUGGGAUGCAGUCUAACGACUCUUUGCCCGAAGACCUGUGUAAGGCUUUCAGCAAGCUGCCGAACACACUGGAUGAGAUUGAUGCCUUGUUGAAUGAGGAGCGGUCCAGAGCUGAAUGCUUCACUGGCCUGAGUGAAAAUGUUGUUGAUGAGUACAACAGAAGAGACCAGGAGAUCAAACAUCUGGAGAAAGAGCUGGAAGAUAAGAGCACUGCACUGAACGCCUACCGGCAAAACAUAUCGGAGGCUAAGAAUCGCUGGCUGAACCCUCUGAAGCAGCUUGUCGAACAGAUAAACGUCAAGUUCAGUGACUUCUUUCGCUCCAUGCAGUGUGCAGGAGAGGUCGAUCUGCACACAGAGAAUGAGGAAGAGUACGACAAAUAUGGGAUCCGCAUUCGGGUUAAAUUUCACAGCAGCACGCAGCUUCACGAGCUGACAGCCCACCACCAGAGCGGAGGAGAACGUAGUGUCUCCACAAUGCUUUACCUCAUGGCCCUGCAGGAGCUCAAUCGCUGCCCGUUUAGAGUGGUGGAUGAGAUCAACCAGGGAAUGGAUCCCGCCAACGAGAGGAGAGUGUUUGACAUUGUCGUUCGUACAGCCUGCAAAGAGACGACAUCCCAGUACUUCUUCAUAACUCCAAAACUGCUACAGCAUCUUCAGUACGCUGAUGAGAUGACCAUCCUGUGUGUCCACAACGGUCCUUACAUGCUUCCUCCGAGCCAGUGGGACGAGAAAACGAUCAUCAUACGGUCCCGCCAAAGAAAAGCCCGGGCAUGAAUCCACCAGGCUGAACCUGACUUGCAUGGAUUCACUCAAUUUUCAGGUCACAGAGUUCAGAAUGUAAGACUAAAACUAAAAGUUUAUGUAGCCAUUACAUGACCAAGGCCCCCUUUACACCUGGCAUUAGAGUAACAAUCCAUCCUCAAUGCGUCUUGGGUGUAUUUCCACCUUUACUGUGCUAUCCGAUUGUAAUCCGGUGAUCAGGUAUAAAGGGGGUUUAAGGACAUUUCUUAAUGAACCUCUGAAUUGUAAAGUCAUUUUGUAAUCUUGGAAUGGUCUUUAAAGGAGGAAUGAUGUUCUGUCACUUUUAGAUUAUUUGCUUCAGAUGGGUUGGACAUUUUUAAAGUCAGGGUUACUUAAAGCAGAAAUUGCAGUGAGCAUAUUAUGUUCCAUAAUUUUUACAUUUGUCUGUUAAUGCACAGUAAUAUACAGUUCAGUUAUUUUCCCUCAACUGUAGUUAUGCAUAUUUGUAUACUUGAAUAAUUAAAUAAAGUUCUGCUGCUUCUAUUGUAAA
Molecule: messenger RNA, 3824 nt
Organism: Solea senegalensis (Senegalese sole)
Lineage: Eukaryota; Metazoa; Chordata; Actinopteri; Pleuronectiformes; Soleidae
Gene: smc5
Product: structural maintenance of chromosomes 5
Exons: 24
Coding region: 104-3307 (1067 amino acids)
Biological process (GO): double-strand break repair via homologous recombination
Cellular component (GO): Smc5-Smc6 complex
Molecular function (GO): ATP binding; ATP hydrolysis activity
Source: RefSeq, a predicted model, not a curated record